AUGGAAAGGGUGAGGACGAUUUUGACGCAUACAUAUCCCUACCCGCAUGAGCAUUCGCGGCACGCAGUCAUUGCUGUUGUUGUGGGUUGUUUGUUUUUUAUUUCUUCAGACAACAUGCACACUCUUAUAGAAAAAUUGGACAAUAAUAUUAAAUGGUGGUCCAUGUAUGCUUGCCUCCUCGGUUUCUUUUAUUUCUUCUCGUCGCCAUUUUUGGGGAAGACCAUCAAACCUAGCUACUCAAAUUUCAGUCGGUGGUAUAUAGCUUGGAUUUUAGUUGCAGCUCUGUAUCAUCUUCCUAGUUUUCAGUCGAUGGGAGUAGAUAUGAGGAUGAAUUUGUCAUUGUUUUUGACAAUAUAUGUAUCUUCAAUUUUGUUUCUCCUUGUCUUCCACAUUAUCUUUAUUGGCCUGUGGUAUAUUGGCCUUGUUUCUCGUGUUGCUGGAAGGAGACCAGCGAUCUUGACUAUUCUUCAAAAUUGUACAGUUCUCAGUAUAGCCUGCUGCGUUUUCUAUAGCCACUGUGGUAACCUUGCCAAUUUGAGAGAUAGACCACCUCAAAGAAAGUAUUCUAGUUGGUUUUCGUUUUGGAAGAAAGAAGAGAGAAACACAUUGCUUGCAAAAUUCCUCCGAAUGAAUGAGUUAAAAGACCAGGUCUGCUCUUCUUGGUUUGCUCCAGUUGGGUCUGCUAGUGAUUAUCCACUUCUGUCCAAGUGGGUUCUUUAUGGGGAGUUAGGUUGCAAUGGAAGUGGAUGUGCUGGUUCAUCUGAUGAAAUUUCUCCCUUAUAUUCACUAUGGGCCACAUUUAUAGGUCUUUACAUUGCGAAUUAUGUAGUUGAAAGGUCAACAGGGUGGGCUCUUACUCACCCGUCAGUUAAAGAGCACGAGAAGUCAAAGAAGAAACAAAUGAAGCCUGAUUUUUUGGACAUGGUUCCUUGGUAUUCAGGAACAUCUGCUGAUUUGUUCAAGACAGCCUUUGACCUCUUGGUAUCAGUAACUGUGUUUGUUGGCCGUUUUGACAUGCGUAUGAUGCAGGCAGCUAUUAACAGGUCUCAAGAUGGAGCACAACAGGAUUUUUUGUAUGAUCAUUUUAGCGACAAGGAAGAUCUAUGGUUUGACUUCAUUGCUGAUACUGGUGAUGGUGGGAACUCAUCUUAUACAGUUGCAAGACUACUUGCCCAGCCUUCUAUUCAGGUCACUAGAGGUGAUUCUGUGCUUUCCCUACCGCGUGGAAACUUACUUCUUAUAGGAGGGGAUCUUGCAUAUCCUAAUCCGUCUUCCUUCACAUAUGAGAAACGCUUCUUUUGUCCUUUCGAAUAUGCUUUGCAGCCUCCGACUUGGUAUAUGCCGGAGCAUAUAGCUGUAAACAAGCCUGAGCUGCCUGACGGAGUGGCUGAAUUGAAACAUUAUGAUGGACCUCAGUGCUUUCUCAUUCCUGGAAACCAUGACUGGUUUGAUGGACUUCAUACUUUCAUGAGGUACAUAUGUCAUAAGAGCUGGUUGGGUGGGUGGUUUAUGCCCCAGAAGAAGAGUUAUUUUGCUCUGCAACUCCCUAAACAGUGGUGGGUGUUUGGUCUUGAUCUAGCACUCCAUAAUGAUAUUGAUGUGUACCAGUUCAAAUUCUUUGCUGAACUGAUACAGGAGAAGGUUGGAGACAAUGACUCUGUGAUCAUUAUUACACACGAACCAAAUUGGCUUCUUGAUUGGUAUUGGAAUGAUGCUUCUGGAAAGAAUGUCUCACACCUGAUAUGUGAUUAUUUGGAAGGAAGGUGUAAACUUCGAAUGGCUGGGGACUUGCAUCAUUAUAUGCGCCAUUCAUAUGUUCCAUCAGAUGGGCCAGUCUAUGUGCAACAUCUUCUAGUAAAUGGUUGUGGUGGUGCUUUUUUACAUCCCACCCAUGUCUUUAGUAAUUUCAAAAAAUUGUAUGGAACUUCAUAUGAAACCAAGGCUGCCUAUCCUUCGUUAGAAGAUUCAAGCAGGAUUGCAUUGGGUAAUAUUUUGAAGUUUCGAAAGAAGAACUGGCAAUUUGAUAUCAUUGGCGGCAUUAUAUACUUCAUGUUGAGUUUUUCUAUGUUUCCGCAGUGUAAGCUCGACCACAUUUGGCAAGACGAUACAUUUUCUGGCCACUUGUGGAGUUUCUUUAGCACGGUGUGGAAUGUCUUUAUGUACCUGCUGGGGCACUCUUAUGUAUCCAUGACUGGUGCUAUUCUGUUGCUAAUUAUGGCAAUUGCAUUUGUCCCAUCCAAAGUUUCUCGAAAGAAACGGGUGAUUAUUGGAAUUCUCCAUGUCUCUUCGCACCUGGCAGCGGCUCUAAUUCUAAUGUUGCUCUUGGAACUGGGCAUUGAGACAUGUAUCAGGCAUAAACUGCUAGCAACUUCAGGCUAUCACACUUUAUAUGAGUGGUACCGAUCUGUGGAGAGUGAACACUUUCCAGAUCCUACUGGCCUUCGUUCUCGUAUUGAACAAUGGACCUUUGGCCUUUAUCCAGCAUGCAUCAAGUAUCUCAUGUCUGCCUUCGAUGUUCCUGAGGUCAUGGCUGUCUCACGGAGUAAUAUUUGCAAAAAUGGGAUGGAGUCUGUGUCAAGAGGGGGAGCUAUCAUUUAUUAUGCUUCGGUGUUUCUCUACUUCUGGGUCUUCUCAACACCUGUUGUUUCUUUGGUUUUUGGAAGUUAUCUAUACAUCUGCAUUAAUUGGCUUCACAUGCAUUUUGAUGAAGCCUUCUCCUCUCUCCGAAUUGCUAACUACAAGGCAUUCACUCGAUUCCACAUCAAUAAAGAUGGUGAUCUUGAGGUUUACACCCUUGCAGUUGACAAGGUCCCAAAGGAAUGGAAGCUGGAUCCUCAUUGGGAUGCAGAGCCAAAGCAGCCACAACUGAGCCACCAUCGAAAGUGUCCUAGCAAAUGGAGUGCAGCUCUUGCUCAGCAAGAGCCACUAAAUACUGUUAAAAUUGUCGACCACUUUGUUGUUAGACAAACAGAGAAACCAGACUUUGGAACAAAUAUUGUUGAAGGAGGAGACAAGGAAACGAUGAGGAAACAAUCCAUAUUUAUUAGGAUGUUUGCAUCUUGUGGCUUCAAAUUAGCUGGAGCAGAAAUGCAAUCUAUGCCUCAGAAAGGGCUUGUCAAGACAUUAAUUCCUGUUUAUAAACAUAUAUCAUUGACUGCUCUGGCAUUUGACUUUCAUCUGGGCGAAAUCUCUGCGUGUAACAAUUUGCUAAAUGGACCUGAUAUUGAUAUCGUGAUUUUCCAAGCUUGUUGA
Molecule: messenger RNA, 3252 nt
Organism: Dovyalis caffra
Lineage: Eukaryota; Viridiplantae; Streptophyta; Magnoliopsida; Malpighiales; Salicaceae
Source: the annotation of a GenBank genome assembly